AUGAUUUGGCCUGAAUUCCGACUCCAUUCCAUUGCCUUCGGUACCCGGCACGUGAUCACGACAGUCUUGUCACUCAACAACCUUUGGCCUCAGAAUCUGUGGCUCCAUGCACUCACUCGCGCUGUCAUCGUGGUAGGGACCAUCCAGGUCGCAUCCAUCAUUACCAAGAAGUGGGGUUGUCGAGAAAAGAGAACCACAAAUGCCAUGCCAUACCCCAAAUCAGUGACUCCGGAACAAGAGCAGGAGGUCAAAUCUGGGUACACACGAGCCCAGUUUUCCGCUACCAAGGCGUGCCAGUUGCCGGAUGCUACCAUGAACUUUGCUCCCUUGCUGGGGAUUCAAAUGGCACCCUUGCUCAUGACGCUCGUGAGAAAAGGCAAGGCCACAAGUUACACCUAUCAUCGAGUGUACUCGGCGAGUCUGUUCCUGGGAUACGUUAUGGUCUUCAUCCGAAUGAUCAUGGAGCCCCACCUGGCUGUCGUGGCCUUUGCCGUCAUGAGCUUGCCCACAUCCAAAAUCCGCAAAUACACAUCUCCAGUGGUCUUGGGAGUUGUUCAGGUGUUCUUUAGCAUGAUUGUCUGCCCUCUACUUAUCAACCCAUUUCUCGAAAUGUUCAUCUCAGAUGCCAACCAAGAUCUCAUUUCAAGGCUUGCCUUGAUUGCCGCGGUUGUCACUUGUGCCAGGCAAUGUGAGUACUACAGGCCUCUUUUUAUGGCAACCGAAUCAUCUGCAUCCAAGCAACUGUCGAUGUCAAAUGAUGCAGGUGGUCUCUCGUUUACCAGUGGCAUUGGCAAUGCCGCCGAGUUUGUGUUCCCCCUUGCCGCCAUUCUCUAUGUCGGUGCACCGAAGCUCAUGUCCAUGCUCCAAGAAUACAGUGAACAUGGUCUGCAGACUGAGCUCUAG
Seminavis robusta is the source of this 903-nucleotide messenger RNA. The record is from the annotation of a GenBank genome assembly. NCBI's taxonomy places the organism in Eukaryota, Bacillariophyta, Bacillariophyceae, Naviculales, Naviculaceae.